This is a messenger RNA of Oxyura jamaicensis (ruddy duck), 1184 nucleotides long. It is a transcript of the gene MAJIN, whose product is annotated as membrane anchored junction protein. Gene Ontology annotation, biological process: meiotic attachment of telomere to nuclear envelope; homologous chromosome pairing at meiosis. Bases 119 to 928 code for a protein of 269 amino acids. NCBI's taxonomy places the organism in Eukaryota, Metazoa, Chordata, Aves, Anseriformes, Anatidae. Gene Ontology annotation, molecular function: DNA binding. The record is from RefSeq and is a predicted model, not a curated record. The transcript is spliced from 11 exons. Gene Ontology annotation, cellular component: nuclear inner membrane.
GGAGGCUGCCGGGCCGGGUGCUUCUGUCUCUUGCUCUGCUCUCGAAAUCUGGUUAAGGGUUUUAAUAAUUUACCUUUAAUUCUUUUGCUUCCCUAGGCUGACACUGAGGAAGAAAAAGAUGUCAUUAAAACCAUUUACAUAUAUGUUGCCUGAAACAAGGUUUCUUCAUGCAGGCAGACUUGUGUAUAAGUUUAAAAUCCGUUAUGGUAGCUUCAAAAGUGCUUCUGAACUAGAUAACGCUGAAAGUGCUGUCAAGGAGUUAGAGGAAGCAAUUCGAGUAAUCCUUGGAAAUCUUGACGAUUUACAUCCAUUUUCUACAGACCACUUCACUGUCUUUCCCUAUUUGCAUAAGUGGGAGAGAGUAUCAAAAAUGAGAUUCAAACACAAAAAUGUACAUCUUUCGCCUUAUCCCUACAUUUGCACCAUGUAUCUAGAACUCAACUCAUUUCAGCAACAUUUAUCUUUUGGUAAAGAAGUAAACAACGACAGUUAUGAACUUGUCAAGAGAAGAAAUGAGAUGUCAGAAAGUACUGAAAUGGAAGAAACAGUGAAGAGGAGAAGAGUUGAAGGUCAAGCAGAGACUUCAUACCCAAAAUCAUGUAUCAACAGACCUGGAGCUGAGAGCGUUCACCAUAUAAUUAAAGCAAAGCAUGAAUUUGAAAUGAAUUAUUCCAAAGAAAUUCAGUGUGAGCAUAGUCCAGCAUCCCUUACGAUGGGCUGUAACCAAGAGAGUUUAUGGGAACCUGUGGAAUAUAAUGUGGAACAAAGUGCAGAAACCAGUCAGGCUGAAGGUGGAAUGCAGCUACUGCAGCAGCUGGACCACAUCAGAAACAACAGAAUUGUGCAGUCAAAAGGAAGAGGUCUCUCAAAGUUCUGGAGAAGCAUAUUCUUUUCUCCACUACAGCAUAUUUUUGGUGGAAAGAACUGAACGUGAAGUAUUAAUUGUUGUUGAAAGGUUAAACUUCUACUGAGAAUGUCAGGUUGUAUUGUUUCUUUUGUAAUUCAGCUUUUCACAUUCCUUGUCUCAGCUAUUAAAUGCCUUAAAUUAAGUUAUCCUUUGUUUACAUUUUAAAAUCAGUGUACUGAGGAUGUUGGGUUAGAAGUAGUAUGUCUUCACAUCCUAUAGUUUUUGGAAAAAGCUUUAAAGUUUUGAUGUUUAAGCGUGAGAAGAUUACAUGAUCUAC